Cantharellus anzutake is the source of this 1407-nucleotide messenger RNA. RefSeq lists its product as uncharacterized. Bases 1 to 1407 code for a protein of 468 amino acids. The transcript is spliced from 2 exons. Lineage: Eukaryota; Fungi; Basidiomycota; Agaricomycetes; Cantharellales; Hydnaceae. The record is from RefSeq and is a predicted model, not a curated record.
AUGACACACUUCGUUAGCCCAGCACGUCGUGCUGUCAGUUUGACGUUAUUGCAGGCCCAGUCGGUUCCCUGGGUUGCUAAUUUGCGCCAUACUCCUGAGUUGCCAGAAUCCUCAGUUGAUGGCCCAUCCAGUGCGAGGCACCUUAUUAGCUUGACACUCACGUCUGUUGUUCUAUUGGUUUUCCCAGCAGUUUAUCCAUGUCGUCCUCACAAGCUGGGGCACUGGUAUGAUCGGUACAACCCCGCUAGUGCUAGAUCGCCAUCUGUGAUGAACCCUAUUGUUAUGACAUGGCAAGCGACUGCAUGUUCAGUCAGCAUUGGUGUUCAGGCUCACGACAAAGCUCUCAACUGCGAAGUCAGAGUGUCCAACCCCUGGCCGGAAGGAACUCAGAUCCCGGCACAAAUGCGGCCAGACUACCUAGCCAAUGCCAAGGACAGCCAUUUCCCAAUUACCUUGUCCUUUGAUGGAUGGGGCCCUGAAUUGCUGUCUUCGCCUGCCCAGUUGGGUCUCCUGGCAAAUCCUUCGCAUCGCCCAUGUGGGCUAGAAUGCUCCUGUGAACUGUGCUGCUCAGUCGCAGCUGGCCUGUCGAUUACAACGGUUUCCAAUGGUUUGGUGGGAAAAACGAUUGAGCCAGUGUCAUCGCCUGGUGAGUCGGCCACCCUUCCGCAUCCCAUGCCCGAGUCAGCAGGCUUGCGUGUGUUGUACCGCCUGGUGGCUGCAUACACACCAAUCAAGAUGUGCUUUACCGAUUCAACGCACUGUGCGGUCGAAUCGGUAAUAUCGCAUGACCAGUCGGAUUCUCCAGCUGAACCUGCGUGUCGACUUCCCAAGCUGGCACGCUCAAACGGACCAAAUCGUUCGACCACAACUCAUUUGCUGGUCCCGAUACACUUCCGCGGCUCCACAUGUCAAUCCUUUCAGGUUGAAGAGCAACCCAUCAUCCUCACAGGUACUCAGGCUCUCAACAUAGCCUUUGAAUGCGACAUCUACCUGUCUAGACUUCAGCUGGGGAGGACUCAGAUUUUGCACAGGAAUGGGGAGCGACCGACUCCCAAUUACCUCACCCAUCGACCGUUGGAUUGCAUGCUGGCAUGUGCUACAUCACUCAGCAGCAGCACACUCACUGAUCGUAACGCAUUCCAUCGGUUCAAUGUGUCAAAAGAUCAUACCACCUGUCAGAAUGGGCGCACAUCGCAUCCAUCUCGACCAUCUGUUCAGGUUAAAAGGGAGCCUAUCGUCCUCACAGUUGUUCCGGCUCUCGAGGAGGAUCUCAACUGCAGAGUCCCCGGGGCUAAUCCCCAGCUGGGCGGAACUCAGCCGAUGACAUCAAUGUGGCUAGGUUACAUCCCUGAUGUCAUAUCCAUUCCCGGCCAUCGACUUCCGGACUCUCCGACCCCUCCGUUCUAA